Chara braunii is the source of this 3191-nucleotide messenger RNA. NCBI's taxonomy places the organism in Eukaryota, Viridiplantae, Streptophyta, Charophyceae, Charales, Characeae. The record is from the annotation of a GenBank genome assembly.
GGCGUGGGUGAUGGAGGAGGAAGAAGGGUUGGAGGUGGUCGGCUAUGGCGGACGGGCAUGGGUGAUGGAGGAGGAAGAAGGGUUGGAGGUGGUCGGCUAUGGCGGCGGGCAUGGGAGAUGGAGAAGGAAGAAGGGUUGGGGGUGGUCGGCUAUGGUGGACGGGUGUGGGUGAUGGAGGAGGAAGAAGGGUUGGGGGUGAUCGGCUAUGGUGGACGAGUGUGGGUGAUGGAGGUGGAAGAAGGGUUGGGGGUGGUCGGCUAUCGUGGAUGGGUGUGGGUGAUGGAGGAGGAAGAAGGGUUGGGACUGGUCGGCUAUGGUGGACGGGUGUGGGUGAUGGAGGAGGAAGAAGGGUUAGGGGUGGUCGGCUAUGAUGGACGGGUGUGGGUGAUGGAGGAGGAAGAAGGGUUGGGGUUGGUCGACUAUGGUGGACGGGUGUGGGUGAUGGAGGAGGAAAAAGGGUUGGAGGCAGUCGGCUAUGGUGGACGGGUGUGGGUGAAGGAGGAGGAAGAAGGGUUGGGGGUGGUCGGCUAUGUGGGACGGGUGUGGGUGAUGGAGGAAGAAGAAGGGUUGGAGGUAGUCGGCUAUGGUGAUCGGGUGUGGGAGAUGGAGGAGGAAGGAGGGUUGGGGGUGGUCGGCUAUGGUGGACGGGUGUGGGUGAUGGAGGAGGAAGAAGGGUUGGGGGUGAUCGGCUAUAGUGGACGGGUGUGGGUGAUGGAGGAGGAAGAAGGGUUCGAGGUGGUCGGCUAUGGUGGAUGGGUGUGGGCGAUGGAGGAGGAAGAAGGGUUGGGGUGGUCGGCUAUGGUGGACGGGUGUCGGCGAUGGAGGAGGAAGAAGGGUUGGAGGUGGUCGGCUAUGAGGGAAAGCAAGGAAGGGGAAGGGACCAGUGCGGCCGGAGAAGCGGGUGGCUCCGAAGAUGGUCUCAAGAGGGUAGUCGCCACUCUCACCAGGACACUAAACAAGAACCAGGGGUAUCUCGCAGAUGCAAAGAAGAAACUCACGUUCGAUGGGGCCAACAUUGCAAAGUUUCUAAUAGACUAUGAGAACCUAGCAGCCUUACUGAAAUGGACAGAAGAGGAAAAAAUGGAGCACCUAGGGCAGCACGUGUCACUAAGCUUGGGAAGGGACAUUAUGGCCAUCGUCGCCUCUAGUGGAUCCUGGAAAGAAACCAGGAAUGAGAUGAUGAGGAAAUACCUGAAGGCAGAAAAAAUGGCAACAGAGUCCGAAUUAGCCGCAGUCCAGAGGAAAAACUAUGUGACUUACAACGAUUUUCUAAGGGCGUUCACGUUAGUGGCUCUGCGAAUUCCCGGGGUAACGGACCGCAUAAUGAGUAAAUACUUCCUCAGGCAGUUUUUCGAGUUUGAUAAAGAUAAGAUUUUAUCAGCAUACCAGCAGACCAGUAAGUUUGAAUACACGAGAGAUGUGGACUUCAGCACCGUAACAGACCUUGCGGAAAAGACAGUGGUCACCGAGACACUAGCCCUGCUUAAGGAAGGGGAGGUCAUAGAUCUGACCGGGAAGACGGGGGAUAAGGUCAAGAAGGGGAUAAAGAGCCUGCACGAACGGGUGCACGGGGUUGAUAGCAAGAUGGACAGAACGGAAAAAGCGUUGUUAGUAAUGCAGGCGCAAGUGUCCAGACCCGCCCUCCCGCCCCAAGAGGUCGUGGUUCCGGCAGCUGUAGCAAACCGGGGGUUUGGCAGGAGGGACCCAACCAACGAACAAUGCAAGUAUUGCACCAUGAUCGGGCAUUUCGUACGGGCCUGUCCGAGACUCAAUCACGAUAUCGAGCGGCAGAGGUGCAGUAGGUCCCUCAAAGGCGAGAUCCUCGGACCCAGGGGGGAGCGUGUCAAUUGGAACUUGCCAGGAGGGAUGAGGCGAGCCGUCAUCCUCCGGAAUAACUUAGAGAUAGCGGCCGUAGAAGCAGAGCCGAUACCCGAGAUUGUCUGGGACCAGCCAAGGGGACGGGGACCACAGGCCAAUUUUAUCCUAGAAGACAAUGGCCAGGAUAGGGUAAAUAUUAUCACUCGUCGGACCGGCGCAGAAAAGAAGCUUAUUCAAGAUACAGUAAUGGAAGAACUCGCAGGGAAUAGCACGGGCCAGCAAGAGACCGAAGUCGGGAAAAAAGAGAAGGUUUAUGAGAAGCCAAGGGAGGACGAAACGGUAGACAAGGCUACGGCGGCAAAAAAAAAGUUCAGGUAUCAAAUUCCGAUCCCGACUUCGUCAGAAAUCGAUUGCACCUUGAGUAAGCUAUUGGGUACCAUGGUAUCGCUGUCUUUUCAGACCAUGCUGCAAGCCAGCCCGAGGCUGCUUAAAGGACUCAGGCAGUUGCUAACGCGUAAGCGCGUAGAGGUAGAGGAGGCCCCGGAACCGCAAGAGCAGGACACGAAAGAGGUCGAGGCGCCGCAAGGAGUCUCCAACCUCCAAAGCAUUCCAGGGGGCCUGGGAGAUUUGGAGAAAGCCUUUGCGGACAUCCGCCUAAGCCUACCGGAUCAUGAAGGUGGCGAAGUCAUGAGGGCGCCACCCGGGACAAAGCUUAGCUUUCAUGCAUUACUAACAUACCUGUUCGAAAGGCGAUUUAUCCUAAGGAUCGAUCCCACCAACGUUGCCGGGGCCCUAAAGAACUACAAGCCUAUAGAUCCGACCGUUGGCAGAUGGAUAGGCUUCAUAUGGCGAUUCGACUAUAAGGUCGAGCGAAUUGCAGGGCUUCGAAAUAUGGCAGAUGGGCUGAGCAGGGUAUGUAUCACGCCAGAAGGAGUAGAGGACGCUGAACCAAUUGACGCCUUCCUGGAAUACGAAGGAGGGACCCUUGUUGUGGAUAAUGAGAUGGCAGAUCCAGCAACUACAACAGGUCAGUUGCUGAUUGAGACCUUGGAAAAUGGCGCACCAGCAGUGGUUGCAGAACUCAGGGAAGGAAUAGUCACCACGGUUAGGCGCAAAGAGGAAAAGGACUCGUGGGGAUCAGAAGUAGGGACCAGAGAGAAACUGAUGGCAACGAUCGUCGAAGGGGGACGGGACGCCGUGACGACGUUGGCCGAAGCCUGGGCAUAGAAGGAGUGUCAGUACCUAGUCAACCUCACUCGGGAGGAGUAGGGUACGGAUCAGAAGGAAGAGGACUUCUUCCUUAUACAGAUGUACGAGGGCGUCUUCAAAGAAAUCGGUCUGCUGCUUGUAGGGAACAAACAACCCACGGAAGU